Soboliphyme baturini is the source of this 507-nucleotide messenger RNA. The record is from the annotation of a GenBank genome assembly. Lineage: Eukaryota; Metazoa; Nematoda; Enoplea; Dioctophymatida; Soboliphymatidae.
AUCUCAGAUUGAUUUCUUUUAACCGUUUCUUAGUGCUUAUUGUGGAUCACUCUGGCUCGGUGCGUUAUUCGUCACAUCCAAGAUAGCUGAAAUCCUUCAUCUGGACGAGGAAGCUCAAUUUUACCUGUCGCUUUACAACAAAGCAAAGAGUGCGUUUGAUAAGAAACUGUGGACGGGUGACUAUUAUAAGUUUGACGAAUUCUCAUCUGAUUCCACUGCAGUGAUGUCUGACCAACUUUGCGGAUAUGGGUAUUUAUUCUGCUGCUGCAAUGGAGAAGAGAUCUUACCGCGUGAUAAGGUGAUGAAGAGUUUGCAGAAGAUUUUUUCCCUCAACGUUUGUUCGUUUAAAAAUGGGACAAUGGGAGCAGUGAACGGAAUGAUGCCCGACGGAAACGUAGACCUCACUUCGUUACAGUCCCAAGAAAUGUGGAUCGGCGUUACCUAUUUUUUAGCGGCCUUGAUGAUACGACAGGUACUGAUUUGUUUUGUUUUGAUUUUCAUAUAGCU